This is a messenger RNA of Drosophila erecta, 913 nucleotides long. RefSeq lists its product as uncharacterized. Bases 186 to 494 code for a protein of 102 amino acids. The record is from RefSeq and is a predicted model, not a curated record. Lineage: Eukaryota; Metazoa; Arthropoda; Insecta; Diptera; Drosophilidae. The transcript is spliced from 2 exons.
GUAGCAAACGUAAAUAUUUACGCAGGCCAACGCAAAACUGUGCGCUGUGUUUGUUUACAAAAAUCGCUGAUGAUAUGCAGAUAAAUGUCUCUAUUUGGCAGUAGGGCAUCCUCGAUUCGUGUUGGCCGGCGCCACAUCACCGUGACUCAGCUAGAAGCGCUCAAUGUGAAAUGCUUUAAAGCCAAAUGGCAGAGGAAGUGGCCGAGUCGCCGAAUCGCAACAGGUGCUACCAGUCUAUGGGUAUCAUCUAUCAAUGGCGUGAGCUUGUGGCCGUUGACACUGCGGAAUGUAGAAAAGGCUGGAACCCAGUUCCGUUUGACCCUGAUUCCCCCCGAUCCAUCCUGGCAAACAUGGGCAAGCAAACGAGGAAGCAAAGUUCGAGGACUGCCAUGUUUGCCGGCGUCUGCCAAAACUUCUCCGGCCACGCCCACAGCGGCCAUACGCCCACAGCAUUUAUAUGCAUACGGAAAACUUGGCGGAGAAAGUGUGAGUGAGUGGGCCGCUGGCAACGGCGGAAAAGCGAAGGCGACGGAAACAGGAGGCGCAGCACUUGACUAAGUUAAUAGCGGCAGUUUCUAAUUAAAAUUUACGGGCAGCGAAAGCUGUGUGGGCACACAGUUGUCGUCAACAUAAUAGCAUCCGGUUGAAUUACACUAAUGGGUGUGUGACAAAAGGAUCUAGCAUAAGUGUUUCAAGUUUAAUUCUGAUACUAUGACUGCAUCAACCGUUUAUAUGUGGGUUAUUUCAAAGAUAAAAUCACAAUAAACAAAUUGUAUUGGAUACUAUUAGCUUGGCCUUUUGUAGACAUCAAAUGGGUUAAUCAAAUUAGCAAAGUGCUAAUAAAUGUUUGGCUAUUACAGUAUAUAAAUAAAAGCAUGUGCGCUGUGUUAACAUCCAAAAAUAGGCAAGUUUC